AUGGUAGACCAUGGCAGCACCUUCGCGUGGAACGCCGUCCUCAGAUCCUCUCCCCCUCGGCAAGCUCUUCACCUGUACACUCAAUCCAUGCUCCAAUCCCUGGCUGCCCCCAACAAGUUCACCUUCACCUUCCUCAUCAAGGCUUGUGUGAAGGCCUGCGCGCCGCAUCUGACCAGGCAUCUCCACUGCCACCUCGUCAAGCUGGGUUUCUCCUCCGAUCCCUUCCUUCAGAGCGCCCUCCUCGGCGCCUACGCCGACGGCGGCAGCCUCGCCGUCGUCCGACAACUCCACCGGCACGGGGCGCGCGGGGACGUCGUCGUCCGCACCGCCCUCGUCUCGGCAUACGUCAAGUGCGGCCUGCUGGCAGAUGCCCACCGAGUGUUCGACGAAAUGUCUGAGGUCAAUCCGGUCACCUGGGCCGCGCUGAUUUCCGGCUACGCGCGGUGUGGGCGUGAUUCGGAGGCCCUGCAGGUGUUCCGGCGUAUGCGCCUUGCCGGCGCCGAGCCGACGGAGGCGUGCAUGAUAUCCGUUCUUGCCUGCUCAGCCCGGCUCGGCGCGCUCGAGGAAGGCGCCUGCGUCCACCGGCACAUAAGCCGCAGCGGGAGGCACCUGAGCGCCAGCCUCGGCACGGCGCUGCUCACGAUGUACGCCAAAUGCGGGUGCCUCGAUGCCGCAGAGAGGGUGUUCGACGGCAUGCAACACAGAGACCCGCGAGCCUGGACGGCCAUGAUAUCGGCGUUGGCGGCUCACGGGCAGGGCGCGCGGGGGCUCCACCUCUUCGACGAAAUGCUCGCCCAAGGCCUCCGCCCCGACGGAGUCACCUACGUCGCAGUCCUCAGCGCGUGCAGCCACGCCGGCCUCGCGGCGGCGGCAUGCCGGCACUUCGAUGGCAUGACAGAGCUGUACGGCCUCGUGCCGGGGAUCGAGCACUACGGCUGCAUGGUGGACGUCCUCGGCCGCACGGGCCGUGUGGAGGAGGCGUGGAGCAUGGUGCAGACGAUGCCGGCGGCGCCGGACGAGUUUGUCCUCAAGAGCCUGCUCAGCGCUUGCUGCAGCCACGGUCGCAUGGACUACGCGGAAUGGGCGGCGGAGAAGCUGAUGAACGUCGAUCCAGGGCAUGCCGCGUCCUACGUGAUGCUGGCCAACGCGUAUGCCGGCAUGGGGCGGUGGGAGGACAGCGCCCGAGUGAGGAAGAUGAUGAGGCGGCGCGGAGUCCCGAAAGCGCCGGGGCAGAGCACGGUCGACUGA
Spirodela intermedia is the source of this 1248-nucleotide messenger RNA. Lineage: Eukaryota; Viridiplantae; Streptophyta; Magnoliopsida; Alismatales; Araceae. The record is from the annotation of a GenBank genome assembly.